AUGGAGAAGACCGUCGUUAAAACAUCAUCAAACCUAUCAGAAAUCAUCUCCAGACUCGGUAAAGUCUGCAACUUCAGAUCCAUCGGUGUGUUCCCUAAUGACGAGAAGCCAAAUCCCAAAGACCCUUGUGAUGAAGUAGACACCUUCUUCGUGGAUGAUGAUAACAUUCACGUUAUCAUAAGUUGCAAACCCUCGAGAAAGUUUCGUUGGGACAAUGACGAGGUUUCGAAGCUGUUCAACAUUGUGUCAGAGCUUAAGCUCGCGUAUCUCGAGUUUCAACAAGCACAUUCGCCUUACGAUCCUGACAAGAUCAUAAAAGCAGACAACCUCGUCGUCUCUCAUCUCGAGGCCUUGCGAAGCAUCAAGCGUCUCUACCUCAAAACGAAGCAGCGCCAGGCCAAGACAGAGUUUGAUGCUCUGCAUCGGUUGAGAGAUGAAACCGAAGUUAACGAGAAGCAUUUGGGGAAGCUCAAGGCGCAAAUGAAAGCAAAAGAGAGCGAGAUUCACUCUCUAAAGCAGAGACUAGACUGUUUGGUUGCAGAGAAUAGGAAACUCGAAGAGAGGAUUAUGAGUGUUUCCUCGUUUGAGUUCACCUUUAAAGCUACUUCUAAGUCUAUUCACGACUUUGCUAAGCCGUUAAUCACUCUGAUGAAAGCUACUGACUGGAAUCUUGAGAAAGCAGUGGAAUCCAUCGUAGGAAACGUAACAUACUCCAAGAACUCAGACAAGAAGUUUGCUUUUGAGUCAUACAUUGUCCAGAGAAUGUUUCACGGCAUGAAGAUUAGCCCGUGGGAUGUGACAGAGCUAAUGAGUUUCUACGAGCCAUUAGACGCGUUAACAGCGUUUCCAGACUCUGCGUUUUCAAAAUUCUGCGGUCAGAAGUAUCUUUUAGUUGUUCAUCCGUCUAUGGAAGCUUCUUUCUUUGGGAACUUGGAUAUGAGGGGACUAGUUUUGCUCGGUAAGCAUCCAAGAACCAUGUUUUAUCGAAUCUUUGCGAAAAUGGCCAAGUGGGUGUGGGUUCUUGGAUCGUUUGCAGCUUCCUUGGAUCGAAAAGCAAAUAUCUUUGUGGUCAGAAGAGGAACAAGAUUCUCAGGUGUAUACAUGGAAUCUGUAGUACGUAAUGAACAAGAACAAGGCGAUUUAAGAGUAGAGUUCAUCACAAUGCCAGGGUUUAAGAUUGGAGAUUCAGUGUUUAAAUCUCAGGUUUAUCUUUCUAAUACAAAAUGGUGA
This is a messenger RNA of Eruca vesicaria subsp. sativa (arugula), 1230 nucleotides long. Lineage: Eukaryota; Viridiplantae; Streptophyta; Magnoliopsida; Brassicales; Brassicaceae. The record is from the annotation of a GenBank genome assembly.